Emys orbicularis (European pond turtle) is the source of this 4295-nucleotide messenger RNA. RefSeq names its product zinc finger protein 850-like. Bases 1 to 4218 code for a protein of 1405 amino acids. Lineage: Eukaryota; Metazoa; Chordata; Testudines; Emydidae. The transcript has 8 exons. The record is from RefSeq and is a predicted model, not a curated record.
AUGGUCGGGGCUAACUCUGUCCCCCGUCCCAACGUCCCCCCAGCCCCUAGCUGCCUGGUGACCCAUGUGGUUGGUUCCCAGGUCACAGUGCAUGUGACUGAUGAGGACACGACCCCAGAGGAGAUGGAUGUCCCUGAAGCAUUAUGGGAAUCUCAGAGCACCCAGCUGGAGCCACCGCAGCCCCAUCCCGCAUGGGGAUCCUUGGAGGAGGCAGCACUGAGGAAGUACGAGCUGCCAGGCGCCCCUGGAAAGGAGCCCGGAGUUGGAAGAGAAAUGGGUGCUGGAAUCCUGAGCCGGGCUGAACAGCAGCCUCGCAAAGAAGGGCCUGAAACGGUGCUGCCCCCCAGCGUAUCACAGAGUGGCUCAGGAGACAGCAUUACUCACAGACCUGAGCAGGGAGGAGCCUGCAAGAGGCAGAAGAAGAUCCCAGCAGGGAAGGAGCCAGGCCUCACAGAGGAACAUGACAGCAGAUUCAGGAAACUAACCCAGCUCUUUGCGCAGGGGAGACCUCAGACCACAGGGGAUUUUCACCACGAGCAACAUCAUACAUGUCGAGACUGUGGGGAAAGCUUCAGGGAAAAGCAGGAGCUCAUGGCUCAUGGCAAGGUCCAUGAGAGAGAGAGACGCUAUCCCUGCUCUGAAUGUGGAAAGAGAUUCAGCUGUCCAGCACAUCUCAAAACCCACCAGAGAAGCCACACGCGCGAGAAGCCCUACUCGUGUGGAGAGUGUGGCAGACUCUUUGGCUAUCUCUACACGCUGACUACGCACCAGAGAACUCACACGGGGGAGGGCUUGUUCCCCUGCGACGAGUGCGGGAAAACCUUCACCAGCCCCUCGGACCUCAACAAGCACCAGCGCUCCCACACGGGCGAGCGGCCCUACCCCUGCGCCAAGUGCGGGAAGCGCUUCAAUCGGCUCUCCAACCUGAAGAUGCACCACAGGACUCACACGCAGGAGAGGCCCUAUCCCUGCGCCGAGUGCGGGAGACGCUUUGGCCACCUCUCCACGCUCGUGAGGCACCGGAGAGCCCACACAGGGCAGAGACCCUUCCCCUGUGCUGAGUGUGGCAAGACCUUCACCACCAGGACAGGGCUGAGCAAGCACCAGAGAAUCCACACAGGCGAGCGGCCCUACCCCUGUGGGGAGUGUGGAAAACGCUUCGGCUACCUCUGCGCUCUGACCACACACCAGCGGCUGCACACGGGGGAGAGACCCUUCUCCUGUGCUGAGUGUGGGAAAACCUUCACCAGCCCCGCAGACCUGACCAAGCACCAGCGCUCCCACAUGGGUGAGCGGCCCUACUCCUGCGCCGAGUGCGGGAAGCGCUUCAGCCAGCUCCCCAACCUGACGAUGCACCACAGGACUCACACACAGGAGAAGCCCUACCCCUGCACCGAGUGCGGGAAGAGCUUCAAGUACCUGGCUUACCUCGCCAUUCACGAGCGCUCCCACACCGGGGAACGGCCCUUCCCCUGCGCCGAGUGCGGGAAGAGCUUCAGCAACAAACUGACCCAUCUCAAAACCCACCAGAGAACCCACACGGGAGAGAAACCCUAUUUCUGUGCCGAAUGUGGGAAGAACUUCGGCCACCUCUCCACGCUCAUUACACACCAGAGACUGCACACAGGGGAGAGACCCUACUCCUGUGACGAGUGCGGGAAAACUUUCACCAACCCCUCGGACCUCAACAAGCACCAGCGCUCCCACACGGGCGAGCGGCCCUACCCCUGCGCCGAGUGCGGGAAGCGCUUCAGCCAGCUCUCCAACCUGACGAUGCACCAGAGGACUCACACACAGGAGAAGCCCUACCCCUGUGCCGAGUGCGGGAAGAGCUUCAAGUACCUGGCUUACCUCGCCAUUCACGAGCGCUCCCACACCGGGGAACGGCCCUUCCCCUGCGCCGAGUGCGGGAAGAGCUUCAGUAACAAAUCCUCUUUGGCCCGUCACCUGAGAAUCCAUGCCAGAGAAAGACCCUAUCCCUGUCCUGAAUGUGGGAAGAGCUUCAACAGACUGACCCAUCUCCGAACCCACCAGAGAACCCACACGGGAGUGAAACCUUACUCCUGUGGGGAGUGUGGGAAAAGCUUCGGCCACCUCUCCACACUGACCACGCACCAGAGACUGCACACAGGGGAGAGACCCUACUCCUGUGCUGAGUGUGGGAAAACCUUCACCAACCCCUCGGACCUCAACAAGCACCAGCGCUCCCACACGGGCGAGCGGCCCUACCCCUGCGCCGAGUGCGGGAAGCGCUUCAGCCAGCAAUCAAAUCUGACAAUGCACCAAAGAAGCCACACCGAGGAUAGACCGUACCCCUGUACCGAGUGCGGGAAGAGCUUCAAGUACCUCGCUGAUCUCACCGUGCAUGAGCGCUCCCACACGGGCGAGCGGCCCUUCCCCUGCCCUGAGUGUGGGAAGAGCUUCAGUAACAAAUCCUCUCUGGCUCGUCACCAGAGAAUCCACGCCAGAGCCGCAGCCAGAAACAAAUAUGGAGAUCAGUUGGAUCCUGUGAAUGUAGGACAACAAAAAUCCAGCACUGAGCAACGGGAGAAGAUCCCCCAGCAUUGGGAAAAUCAAAAUCAGGACAUGCUGCGAGCCCCCUGGACCUCUCCUGAGGCUGUACCGGCAUCAGCCUGGGCCUGGGGAAACCCAGAACUGCCUGAGCUCACACCAGAGGAUGACAUCGAGGUCUAUCUGGCUUCCUUCGAGCGAGUGGCUGAAGCCUGCCACUGGCCCAGAAGAGAGUGGGUGACCCGACUCCUGCCAUCCCUCACUGGAAAAGCCCAACAGGCCAUUAGCAGCCUGGAUGCCAGAGAUGCCCGAGACUACGGGAAGGUGAAGGCAGCCAUCCUGCGAGGCUGCAACGUCAGCACGGAGAUGCAGCGCCUUCACUUCAGGCAGUUCCGCUACCAGGAGGCCAAAGGGCCCCGAGAGGUCUGCAGCCGCCUGCGGGAACUCUCCUGUCAAUGGCUGAAGCCGGAGAUCCGCACCAAGGAGCAGAUCAUGGAGCUGCUGAUCCUGGAGCAGUUCCUGACCAUCCUGCCUGAGGAAAUCCAGAGCUGGGUCUGGGUACAUCACCCGGAAACCUGUGCCCAGGCUGUGUCCCUGGCAGAGGAUUUCCAGCUGGGACAGCGAGAGGCUGGAGUGUGGGAGCAGCAGGUCACAGUGCGCGUAAAGGUUGAGGAAAUGGAGACCCCUGAAGCAUUAUGGGAAUCUCAGAACUCCCAGCUGGAGCAACUGCAACCCAGUCACAAGUGCGUCUCCCCAGAGGAGGUUGGACAAAACAAAUCCAAGUUGCCCUGUGCCGGGGGGAAUCAAGCACUACAGGAAACUGGUGCCGGGAUCCUGAGCAGAACUGAGGAGCAGCCUCGUGACGAAGGGCCUGAAAACCUGCUGCUGCCCAGCGUACCAGAAAGGGGAUCAGGGGAGAGUGUUACCCACAAAUGUGAGCAGGGAGGAGCCUGCAAGAGGCAGAAGAGGAGCCCAGCACACGAGACAGAUCCCCCAGGGGAACGUGAGAGCAGAUUCAGGAGACUAACCCAGCUCCCUGCACCAGGGAGACCUCGGACCAUAGGGGACCAUUACCGUCAAAGCAAUUUUCUCAGGACAGAGAAACCCCACAGAUGUAGAGACUGUGGGGAAAGGUUCUGGGAAAAGCAAAAGCUUACAGAGCAUGGCAAAGUCCACAGGAGUGAGAGGCCUCAUCCUUGUGCUGAAUGUGGGAAGAGCUUCAAUCGCCUAGCUCAUCUCAAGACACACCAGAGAACCCACACAGGAGAGAAACCCUAUUUCUGUGCAGAGUGUGGGAAACGCUUUGGCCACCUCUCCACACUGACCACUCACCAGAGAUUGCACACAGGGGAGAGACCCUACUCCUGUGCUGAGUGCGGGAAAACCUUCACUCACCCCUCAGACUUGAAUAAGCACCAGCGCUCCCACACAGGUGAGCGGCCCUACCCCUGUGCUGAGUGUGGGAAGCGCUUCAGCCAGCUCUCCAACCUGACUAAACACCAAAGAAGCCACACCGAGGAGCGGCCUUACCCAUGCACUGAGUGUGGGAAGAGCUUCAAGUACCUCGCUGAUCUCACCGUGCACGAGCGCUCCCACACGGGCGAGCGGCCCUUCCCAUGCCCUGAGUGUGGGAAGAGCUUCAGUAACAAAUCCUCUCUGGCCCGUCACCAGAGAAUCCACACCAGAGCCGCAGCCAGAAACAAGUGAGACCAUGUUUAGACUAUAGACUAACCAAGAGCUCCGCUCCUGUUAGCCUAUAUGUGCGAUUGGAGCAGAAGAACAUG